Trichomycterus rosablanca is the source of this 6927-nucleotide messenger RNA. RefSeq names its product formin homology 2 domain containing 3b (gene fhod3b). The coding region runs from base 310 to 4995 and encodes 1561 amino acids. The record is from RefSeq and is a predicted model, not a curated record. Gene Ontology annotation, molecular function: actin filament binding. Gene Ontology annotation, cellular component: cytoskeleton; cytoplasm. Gene Ontology annotation, biological process: cardiac myofibril assembly; cortical actin cytoskeleton organization; sarcomere organization. Lineage: Eukaryota; Metazoa; Chordata; Actinopteri; Siluriformes; Trichomycteridae. The transcript is spliced from 27 exons.
ACCGGUCCGGUCCUGCAGUCCGUGUGUUCCUGCACCUCUGCUGCCUGUUAUGCGCCCGGAUCCCCGCGGGAUAGAACCCGAACACAACUCUAAUCCAGGACUGUUCCUGAUUAACUACCAAAUUCCAGAGGAGCCCUGAGGGAGGCCGGUUCUAUAGCGGUUCACUGGUGCGGAGCUCUGAGCUGCUCCUGCUGUUGCUGCAGCGCCGCCGGCCCAGGUUCUCCCGGUCCGGACCGCAGCACCGCGACCUUCCCCGGAUUAUCAUCACUCUCGGACUGGAUCAGGCUCGGUGCAUGGAUGUAGGAUAUCAUGGCCACGUUUGUGUGCAGGGUGCAGUUCCUAGACGACACCGAUCCGUUCAACAGCACCAAUUUUCCCGAACCGACCCGGCCCCCGUUCUUCACCUUCAGGGAGGAUCUAGCCCUCAUCAACCAGCUGGCCGGGGUGCACCGACUCCUCAAAGCACCACAGAAGCUGGACGACUGCGCUCUGCAGCUCUCUCAUAAUGGAAGUUACCUGGAUCUGGAUUCGACUCUGGCCGAGCAGAGAGACGAGCUGGAGGGGUUCCAGGAGGACGGAGGGAGAGGGAGGAAGCACAGCAUCAUCCUGCGUACACAGCUCUCAGUACGAGUCCACGCCUGUAUCGAGAAGCUCUAUAACUCGACGGGCCGGGACCUGCGGAGGGCGCUGUUCUCUCUCAAACAGAUCUUCCAGGAUGAUAAGGACCUGGUUCAUGAGUUCGUGGUGGCUGAGGGACUCACCUGUCUCAUUAAAGUGGGAGCGGAGGCCGACCAGAACUACCAGAACUACAUCCUCAGAGCUCUGGGGCAGAUCAUGCUGUAUGUGGACGGGAUGAACGGCCUGAUUGGACAUAACGAGACGGUUCAGUGGCUCUACACACUGGUGGGAUCAAAGUUCCGUCUGGUGGUGAAGACGGCGCUGAAGCUCCUGCUGGUGUUUGUGGAGUACACCGAGUCCAACGCUGCCCUCCUCAUACAGGCUGUUAACACUGUCGACGCUAAACAAGCUCAUAAGUCCUGGUCCAACGCGAUGGAGAUCCUGGAUGAGAAGGACGGCGUGGACACCGAGCUGUUGGUCUAUGUGAUGACCCUCGUUAACAAGACGCUGGCAGGACUUCCAGAUCAGGAUUCCUUCUACGAUGUGGUGGAUCAUUUGGAGGAGCAGGGCAUCGAGACCAUCGCCAAGCGGCACCUCAGCAGGAAGGGAACCGACCUGGACCUGCUGGAGCAGUUCAACAUCUACGAGGCGACUCUUCGUCAUGAGGACGGUGAUGACGAGAUGCAGCCGCCCCCGGUGGGCCGUAAGGACCGGCGGCGAGCCAGUGUAGGAGGCACUCUCGAGAGGCGGGGCCUAGAGCGCAGACGCAGCCGGAGACACUCACUGCAGAACGGCAAAGGCCACGCCUCCGCCCCCGCCUCGCCCUCUCACGGCCACGCCCCCAACUUCCUUCCCUUCAAUGGACAAAGAGUGGAGGACGUGACUGAGAGAGAGGAGGAGAAGGAGGACGAGGAGGACGAGGAGGAACCACAGAAAGCAGAACUCUGUCCUCGGGGAUCUGACAGGUCUCUGAGCGGCCUGAUGUCCAGGGGUUCAUCCGUCACCUCGUCUGCCUCCAGCUCCCCCGGUGAAGAACCCCUGCCCCCGAUCCCUCCCCUCUCCUCCCCCGUGCCCCCCUCCUGCCCCCCAGACUCCGACCGGGUGCCGUCGGGAGAGCAGACGGGCCGAGAUGCAGAAAAGCGCCUCAGCAGGCAGACUGGUUACACUGGUUCCUUCCCUGGCAGGACAGCGGGGGUGUUGAGCGCCCCCUCAACCCCCCUCACCCGCUUUUCAUCUACAGGAGGGUCACCUGAGAGCAAACCUGACAGGUCGCCUCUGGGAGGUUUACUGUCCUCGUCGUACCGGCAGCACCAGGAGUCUCUGUGUGCAGAGCGAGAGCGGCGACGCCUGGAGAGAGAGGAACGACUACAGAGGAUCGAACGAGAGGAGAGAACAAGAUACAGUCGAGACUGUGUGGAGAAGCGAGAGGAGGCCAGACAUGCUCGUGAGGAGAGGUACAGCGAGGUGGAGCGCGUGGCGGCGGAGGAGUACAAGAAGGAGCGAGUAGCAUCGGUACCGAGGGGUCGUACCGAAAUCACCCUGAAUCUGAGUCCACGCUCCUCCAGCAGCCCCCGCCCUCCCACAGUCACCUCCUCCACGGAGUCUCAGGAGAGGAGACGCCCCCUCCACGCCCACGCUGCUCCAGAAGCCGAGCCGGAACCGAGCCGGGCCGAGCCUCCCAUCACGUCUCCCGCUGUGCCUGAGGAGGAGCAGAGACCCGUGGAUGAGCAGGACAUCACUCUGUCUCUCCUACAACCUGAGACGGAGGUGAAAGAGGAGCUGGAGGCAGGAGAGGAUGCUGAUGGAGAGAAGAGAGAAGAGCAGGAGGUGGAACCAGAUGAAGACGUGAACCUGAAUGACUCUGAGAGGGAAGAGGAACGUACGGAGACGGAAGCGUCGGAGGACGGGACGGGGACGGAACUGGACGUUGAGGAAUGUGAGAAGGAGCAGGUCGUAGAGAGAGAGGCGGAGGAGACCACGGCACUCAGCGAGAAGGAACGACAGAACGAAGAACUGAACGAGAAGGACAACUGCUCGGCCUCCAGCAUCUCCUCAGCCAGCAGCACCCUGGAGAGAGAGGAGCGUGAGGAGAAACGUCUCAACCACAACGACUCCGGUCAGUGGUCUGAAUGCAUGAAGUCUGCAGAGACGAGCGAGCAGUGCGGCCUCAACAGCAGGCGCUUCAUGUUGGACAUGCUCUAUUCCCACAACAGCAGGCCUGCAGAGCGUGAGGAGAAGGAGAGCGAGAAGCAGAACCAGGAGGAGUCCGAGCGUACAGACAAGGACUCGUCUCUGGACGGCCACGCCCGGCAGCAGGAGAGUGAGGAGAACGUGAAGAACCUGACGGAUAACCAGGGUAACGUUCGCUCGGUGGCGGAGAAGUUCGCCGACCUGAUAAAGGGCCGAGUCGAGACCGCUGAGAAGGAAAAAGCGCCGCCGGCCGCACCCCCUAAGAAGGAGUCGGACCACAUUUGGGACCAGCUGAUGGCCAGUCCGCGAGAACUUCGCAUCAAGGAGAUGGACUUCACCGACCUGGGGGAGGACGACGACGUGGACGUUUUGGAUGCGGGGAAUAUUAUGAGGUCAAAUGACCACACGGUACCGCCUCCCCCUCCCCCGUACAUACCAAACCUCCCACCUCCACCUCCUUUGUUUUGUUGCCCACCUCCUCCUCCAGUGCCGGGUGGGAUGUUACCCCCGCCGCCGCCCUCGGUGCCCUCGAUGCCACCUCCUCAGCCCGGUCGAGGAGAACCUCUGUUUCAGAAGAAGAGGAAAACCAUCCGACUGUUCUGGUCAGAGGUUCGACCCUCAGACUGGCAGUACAGCAGCAACCAGAAACGCUGCCGGGAGUCACUGUGGUCCAAACUGGAACCGGUCAAGCUGGACACGUCCAAAUUGGAGCACCUGUUCGAGUCCAAGUCCAAAGAGCUUCCUGUUACAAAGAAAACAGCGGCGGACGGUAAACGACAGGAGAUCAUCGUCCUCGACUCCAAACGAAGUAACGCCAUCAACAUCGGCCUGACGGUUCUUCCUCCGCCCCGCACCAUCAAAACAGCCAUCCUCAACUUCGACGAGUACGCUCUCAACAAGGAGGGGAUCGAGAAAAUCCUCACCAUGAUCCCUACGGAGGAGGAGAAGCAGAAGAUCCAGGAGGCACAGUUGCUGAACCCUGACGUUCCUCUGGGCAGCGCUGAGCAGUUCCUCCUCACGCUCUCAUCCAUCAGUGAGCUAUCGGCCCGCCUGCACCUCUGGGCCUUCAAGAUGGACUACGAUGGUUUAGAAAAGGAGGUGGCCGAGCCUCUACAGGACCUGAAAGAGGGCAUGAGUGAGCUGGAGAAGAACCGGACGCUGCGUUUCAUUCUGUCCACGCUGCUCGCUAUCGGCAACUUCCUCAACGGAUCGAACGCUAAAGGCUUUGAUCUGAGUUACCUGGAGAAGGUUCCUGAGGUGAAGGACACGGUGCAUAAACAGUCUCUGCUCCACCAUGUGUGUUCCAUUGUAGUGGAGAAAUUUCCUGAAGGUUCAGACCUGUACUCAGAGAUCGGAGCCAUAACACGCUCGGCUAAGGUGGACUUUGACCAGCUGCAGGAGAAUCUGGCUCAGAUGGAGCGGCGCUGCAAAGCAUCAUGGGAUCACCUGAAGGUCGUCGCCAAGCACGAGAUGAAACCGGCAUUAAAGCAGCGCAUGUCCGACUUCCUGAAGGACUGCGCCGAGAGAAUCAUCAUCCUCACCAUAGUGCACCGGCGCAUCAUUAACCGGUUUCACUCCUUCCUGCUGUUCCUGGGUCAGCCAGCGUACGCGGUUCGAGACGUCAGUGUCCACCGCUUCUGUAAGAUCCUGAGUGAGUUUGCUCUGGAGUAUCGAACCACCAGAGAUCGAGUCCUGCAGCAGAAACAGAAGAGAGCGACACACCGGGAGAGGAACAAAACCCGCGGCAAAAUGAUCACCGACAGUGGAAAGUUUGCAGAAGCAUCGGUGGAGGUUCAGGACGCCCCGGCGCAGGGACUCGGCUACGCCGAAGACGCAGCGGAACACGAGCAGAUGACGGCGGUUCUGCGUAACAGUCUGCAGCUUGGAGACACAACCAGUUCUGUCCUGCCGGGACUCCGCACACGGACCAGAGCCAGUCGGGGCCGGUUGGGAUUGUGGUCCUCGGCCAACGAAGACACGUCCAACGGUCUGGAGGACACGGCGGACGAGAUCAUGGAGCGCAUCGUAAAAUCGGCGACUCAGGGCCCCGGUCAGCACAAUCAGCCCCGCGAGAGACGACGUUCAAGAGCCAAUCGCAAGUCCUUAAGGAGAACACUGAAGAACGGGCUCAGUCCAGAGGAAGCACAGGCUCUGGGAUUGGCCAGCGGCUCCGAGAUGCAAGUGUGAUAACGGACGGAUACUAGCAGCUCAGGGCGUCGGUGCACAUACACACACACAAAUACACAAAUGCACUAGCACACACACUCCAGGCCUGGGAGCACCUGAACCCGGACACUGAACGCUGAGCUGGCUGGAACCUGGACUGACUUUAUCAUUUAUUGUUCACACCACUUUUAAUGUGUUUUAGAAGCAAAAGCACAGCUGCAGUUCCACCCUCACGAAGCCACUCACGCCCUCGUACCCAAGGCCUCCGUCUCUUCUACUAGUGUUUCUUACCACUGUGGCCUUGAGAAGGAACCCAAAGAACAGUUCUUCUACCAGGCCCGGACUCUCUCAGCUGCAGUUUGGUAAAAUCGAUUAGCAGCACCUUCAGCAUCCGGGUCCAACCAAACUGUGGAGCACAGAAUAAUACAACCACUGACGAAUAUAGCGAGGGCGGCGUCCCCGUCCCCGUGCACUGCUGUGCUGUUUACUUUAUUUCUCUUCAUUUUAUCAGACUGGCACAGUUUUUAAUUACUGGUUUUAAUUUAGAUUGAGACGGAGGUUUAAUGUGAACAGCAGAAUUUAAACACGAUGCAAAAUCACCUUUGAAAUUCUUCAGUCUGAUCCUGAUCGUGUUCCAGACGCAGACCAACACUAAUCCUGCUCGCCAUUCACACCACAGUUCUUAAAUCCAAAGUGUUUCGUUCUAGUUUACCAUUCUGUUUCCAUAAACAUGUUCUGUAUCUGACACGAAAUGCACCUGAACUGACCCGCAUGCACUAAAAGGCCUCACCUGAUAUAAUCUUCUGCUGGCACGACAUGAUGACAAGCGUUGAGUUCGACUGACUCUCCUGAACAAUGAACUGAUGUGUUUUACAUGAAGAGGAAUCAGACUGACCACUAUUACCUGCAGUCUAACGCUUUAUGUACUUGGGCUUCAUGUUUCUGUCUUGGUGGCAUCCAUUUUACCAGUUUUAAUGCUGUCUCAUCAUUAACCAUCAUUCAUUCAUUUAUUCAUUUUAAUCCUAGUGCAUGACAGCUAUGUGCAUGACGUUCCAUCAUCCUAACAUUAAAGGAAGUGGUUUCCUUUCUGCUCCUCGUCACACUAUAGCGUUUGGAGUGAAGCGUUCUUUCUAAAAACUCCUCUGAACCAGAGAGAUAAUCGAACCCUUCUGAAACAGUCCGUCAUUACAAAACUCCAUUCUCAUACCCGACAGGUGAGCAUCAUUCUGACAAUCCACUCAGUGGUCCUACAGAAAAGCUCCACUGGAGUAAAUUUGUACCUUCCUGCACCUUAGUAUGUGUACUAUGUCAUUGUAGAGUAAAUUGGAGUAUUAGUGAGUAUGAAUCCUUGUUUUCAUCUGAUGCCUUUUGUCUUCUCAGAAAACUGAGUACUGUAAUAUAAACAUGAACUAAAAGUUCCCUCGUGAUGAAACUAAAGGCUUUUACAGAGAACAAACUGUACAAUUGUGUAAAUUACAUGUUAGUUUUUGAGUAUGUUUUAUUUGUUUUGUUUUUUUGUAUAGAACAGUGUAUUAUAGAUGAGAGGCGAUGUUAUUUCUGUGAGAAUUGUAAUUUAAGAGAGAAUAAAGAAAGCCAUGCAUGGUUAAAACGAACGUCAGAUGGAAUAUGAGACACGAGAGGGAUGUUGUGAUGUCGGUUAAAAUGCUCAGUGGAUUUUGCUUUUGUUUAAUGAUGUGUUAAAUUUGCACAGACUUGAAACUGUUGGUUAUUGUACCAGACGCCCUUUUACUCCUGAAUGAACGCAGGAGAGAUCAUCCAGAUUAUUGCACUUAAAUAUACGAGUCAAGGUCAAGUGAUGGGUGCCGUAAAGUGGGUAUUGAGUACCUAGAAUGUGAAUUUAAGUAAAUUUUAAGACUUCCAGCAAAAACUAUAAACUGUAAAAUUCUGCAAUUAAAAGCUUUUGUGAUGCAUUAAAGAGAUGACAUGUCGGAA